AUGUUUCCUCAUCUAAUAUCCGUCUUGGUGCUACUCCAUUUACAAACCCAAGCUACAAAUGCAGCAACACUAGACUACUAUCCACAGGCACCAUUGAUUGGCUGCUAUUCACUGCUUGGAUCCUCCUCGUCUUCAAAAUCAACAUACCAAUGGCAAAGUUCAGGCUAUUGCUCGCACCAGCUUUGUCCUCAAGCACAAUACAUUGCCAUCAAGGGCGCAGAAUGUAUAUGCUUAUCGAGUUUGCCCAGCUCUUCCAGCAAUGGUAACUGUAAUAUACCAUGUCCCGGUUACAACAAGGAAAUGUGCGGUGGCUCCUCAGAUUAUUCAGUGUUUUAUGGCGCUGCUUAUGAUGGAAAUAUUAAUAGGUCAUCAUCAUCAUCAUCGUCAUCAUCACCAUCAUCUGGCUCUUCCUCAUCAUCUGGUUCUUCUUCAUCAUCUGGCUCUUCUCCUUCAUCUUCUUUGGGAAGUGGCUCACCAAGCUCGACGAUUACAUCUGCAGCAACUACAUUAACUUCAGUGCCAUCAGCUUCAACUAUUACUAGUACAAUCACAACAAGCGACGAACAUGGACAAGUUGUAUACCAAACACUCACACAAACAGCCUCGGGAGACCCCGAUUCUGCUGCUGCGACAACAAGCAGUGAUUCUGCUUCAUCGACUCCAUCGUCUACAAACAACGAUGCUUCAUCAUCGCCCUCGACUCCCGCUACCUCGGAUGCCAACGACCAGAGGAAAUCGUCGGUGGGACCAAUAGUUGGCGGGGUUGUCGGUGGCGUAGUCGGUGUCGCCAUCAUUGCAGCACUCGCCUUCUUCUUGAUCCGGAGAAGAAACAGAUACGACGACGACGACGACGACAAUUAUAGUUACGACGACGAUGCCGGCUUCUACUCGCAUGACAAGUUACAAGCUGGAUUGGCUGGCGUGUCACGCGACCACGGCUCCAGAAAAUCACACAAGAAACUGCAACAGGAAUCAGCCAACCACCAUCACCACCCAUUGGACACGCCCGUGGUUAACCCAUUCCAUCAUCCACAUGAUGCAAUCGUCAACAAAAACGCCGGCGUCAGUCUACAAGGACACGGCGACAGUGGAGUCAGACGUCCGCAAAAGGCCCAAGGCGGAGUAGAGGGAUUUGUCGAUCCGAGAUUGAACCCGAUCAUGGUGGGCAGACGCCGAUUGAGUGAAGACUCGUUUGCUGAUGCUGCUGAUUACACACACCGGAAAGUCUUGCAAGUUAUCAACCCAGAAGAACGAAGAUCCCAAGCCUGGCCCUGA
Messenger RNA from Lodderomyces beijingensis, 1275 nucleotides. The record is from the annotation of a GenBank genome assembly. Lineage: Eukaryota; Fungi; Ascomycota; Pichiomycetes; Serinales; Debaryomycetaceae.